UCAUAAUACUAAAUAAAUUUCCUUUUCACUUCAAUUUUGAAUCAAUCAAUCAAUCAAAUUCAAUCGUUGAUGGAGGAGAGUUUCAGAGGUCGAGUAGAAAAGAUCUUCGGUUCACUGGCUCCUUCCGCCUCCACUCCUUGGUCUCUCACCGACGACGAGGUGGAGAGGCGGCGGUGGAAACUCCAAGAGAAAGACACCUCAGCCAGGGACGAAACACCCUGUUCCUCAUCGUUUUAUGAUUUCUCCAAGAAAGAUGGAAAUGAAUGGGAAAUCAGAUCGUCCAUUGGCUUGGACAACACUCUCGAUAAUGAGGAAGAGGAAGAUGAAUUUGACAAAGUAGCUUUGGGUAGAGAAAAUGCUGAUGAGCGCUUUAAAGAUCCACGUGCCAAUCACCACUCAGCAAGAAUUAGGCUGAAAGAAGAUGAAGUUGAAGCUCAAAAAAUGAAUUUUCCUCAUCCUGGUUCUGGUACAGCAGUUAAGGAAUCACAUGCUAGAUUAUCUGAAUAUGGUGGUCAACGGAAGUCUAUAUUGAAAAGGAAGAAUAACAUUGCAGAUUCUAAGCCCCAAAAACGUGUCAGGUUUGACCCUGGUUGUAAAAUUGAUGGUGAAAAAGCAUCAGAAGAAUUUGAAUAUUCUUCUUUCAGCACCUCUUCAAUGAAUCCUACUGAUUCAGAUGAUGGAUCUCAGCUUGCUCAUAAUGCUUCUAGGAUUCCGGAUUACUUAUUGAAUCCUUCUAAGUAUACACGCUACAGUUUCGAUUCGUUGAGUGAACAUGAUGAGGAAUCCAACACUUGUAUGGAUUUGCUGAAGCUGGUCAAAAGCUCAAAGGCUAAAGAGCUGGCGCCAGAGCUAGAGAAUGCUUCUGGUAAUCUUCCAAAGUCAGUGUCUUUUAUCCCAAAGAAGAGGUCUGGUGAAGCUAAAGCUGCAGAGAUUAGUAAUGAGAUCAAAGGAAACAAGGAAGAUUAUGGUGAGCUGUCCCUGCCUCGAGCAGUCUUUCCUGUUGGUAUUGCUGCUGGAGAAUCCCAACACUCUGAAGCUAUUGCAUUGGAUGGGACUGAGCCAGAAACAAAUGCAGCAACAGAGGACAGUGCUUGUCUCAAAAAACCCAGUCGCAAUUAUCGGGUGCAGUCAAGGUCAGAUGAUUCUGACUCUUAA
This is a messenger RNA of Pistacia vera, 1155 nucleotides long. RefSeq lists its product as uncharacterized. The transcript has 3 exons. Lineage: Eukaryota; Viridiplantae; Streptophyta; Magnoliopsida; Sapindales; Anacardiaceae. The record is from RefSeq and is a predicted model, not a curated record. The coding region runs from base 70 to 1155 and encodes 361 amino acids.